Messenger RNA from Pseudovirgaria hyperparasitica, 303 nucleotides. RefSeq lists its product as uncharacterized. Lineage: Eukaryota; Fungi; Ascomycota; Dothideomycetes; Acrospermales; Acrospermaceae. Bases 1 to 303 code for a protein of 100 amino acids. The transcript has a single exon. The record is from RefSeq and is a predicted model, not a curated record.
AUGCAAAGCACAACCACCAACGAAGCCAAACCCGGCGCCGAAUACGCCGUCUAUCUAGCGCAGGCCUUCGCCUUGACAACAUUAUACAUACUACUCGGGGUUGUGUACAUGUCGCUUACGGUGCUUGUUCUGGGCGCGACGUUUAGUGGCGUGUGUUAUGUUUAUUCUUUGGUUCUUGAUUGCUAUGAGCAGGAGACCGGGACCAGGACCGGGAAUGGGAAUGGGAAUGGGAAUGAGAAUGAGAGUGAGAAGGAGGAGUUGGGGGAUGGUGAUGGUGAUGUGGACUCUGAGGAAGAGGAGUAG